CAGAGGGAAUGAGAGAAAGAGAGAGAGAAGCAGAGAGAGAGAGAGAGAGAGAGACCCCGUCGCGUUUUGACCCGCGCGUCACCACUCCUCCUCCAGCUCUCCGUCUUCUUCUGUAGAGGCUGCGUGCUCCAUCGCUCAUUCCCAGCCACUGACACAUCCCAAGCAGCGAGGCACGGACGGACAGCGAGCGAGAGGAGCCAAAAAGGAGAGGGACGAUCGCCUGCCCGCUUGCUUGCUUGCCUUCUCCCGUCUCCCUUCUCGCUUGUUUCAGCUUCUAUCCGGUCUCCGUCUCACCGAGCGACCCGCACUCACUACUAACCCGUCACUGGAGAGAGCUUUACGGGAAGGCACUUCGCUGUUUACCGCCGCCUUUCUUCUCUUUGUGGACACUACCUCCGGACUCACACGGGACUAUCGGUGUUUACGGGUUUCACGCAAAGGAGCAGAGCGGCAAAAGCCUUGUGGAGUAGCCGAACAGAGCAUCCCCGUCCCCCCGUGUAGGAUUGGCUGUCGAGCCGCAUGGAGAAGAGGUAUGAAGAUCUGGUACACUACUCCGGGGCAGAGGGCAUGGCGGUGGGGGGGUACGGGGACGACCUCAGGGGACUGCCUCCACCCCAGUACGGAGCUCCCAUCCCAGACUCACUCAAGCACCACAAGGACCAGAUCUAUGGUCACCCGCUGUUCCCACUACUGGCCUUAGUCUUUGAGAAGUGUGAGCUCGCCACCUGCUCGCCCCGUGACUCCGCCUCCUCCCUCUCAGGCUCCUCCCACAUGCCCGGAAUGACCAAUCACAGCGACGUCUGCUCCUCGGAAUCCUUCAACGACGACAUCGCCGCCUUCGCUAAACAGAUUCGCUCCGAGAAGCCGAUUUUCUCCUCCAACCCUGAGCUGGAUAAUCUGAUGAUCCAAGCGAUUCAGGUUUUACGAUUUCAUCUGCUGGAGUUGGAGAAGGUCCAUGAUUUGUGCGAUAACUUCUGUCACCGGUACAUCACGUGUCUGAAGGGGAAGAUGCCCACAGACCUGGUCCUGGACGAGCGAGAGGGGGGCUCCAAGUCUGACAUGGAGGACUUUGGAGGCUCCUGUACCAACCUCUCAGAUCAGGGGGCCUCUUGGUUACGCGAACCGGACGAGUGUGCCACGACUCCACUGGGGACCCCGGGCACCUGUGGCCUGCCCUCCCAAAGCACAGGGGACAACGGCAGUGACACAGGUGAUGGUCUGGACGGAGCGGUGGCCUCUCCGAGCACAGGAGACGACGAUGACUCUGACAGAGACCGACGAAACAACAAGAAGAGAGGCAUCUUCCCCAAAGUGGCCACAAACAUCAUGAGAGCUUGGCUUUUCCAGCAUCUGUCGCACCCUUAUCCCUCAGAGGAGCAGAAGAAGCAGCUCUCCCAGGACACGGGGCUGACCAUCCUACAGGUCAACAACUGGUUCAUCAACGCCAGGAGGAGAAUAGUGCAGCCCAUGAUCGACCAAUCAAAUCGCUCAGGUCAAGGAGGCCCAUACAGCCCAGAGGGAGCAGCUCUCGGAGGGUAUGGUCUGGACGGACAGGCUCAUCUCGGGCUCAGAACAGCAGGUCUCCAGGGCAUGUCCUCUCUUCAAGGCGAAUACCCUGGCGCUCUCCUGUCCCAGCCCGGGUACCCCCCUCACCCAGGCCCCUCCCUCCACGCGUACCCCAGCGCCCACCCGCACCCCGCCAUGCUCCUGCACCCGCCCCCACAUGCCCACCCAGCCGAACCGCUACUGGCACAAGGACUGGACAUACAUGCACACUAGCUGCAGGCCAGAGUGGGACAUAUAGACUGAUGUAUGCCUGAGAAUGCACAGACGGACUAUGGAAAUAUAUUCUGUGCUUUGCGUGAGUGGAGUAUGUGUAACGACGCAUACAAUAUUUAAAGAGAAGAAAAUACACAAAGUUUACAUUCCCCACUUAAAGACCUCAAUGUAGCCUCCCUGCUUCACUGUAUGGGCCAGAGCAGUGGUUCUCGAACUGUGGGUACUUCCUGUUCAAAUCAGGUUUUAGUACUGUUUUAGUAUUGCUUACAUUCAAAGGAGUAUGUCACCGCUAAGACCUGGUUUGGUCCUGGUUUAGUCCUGGUUCAAUCUGGAUUUUGACCUCAAAUAGACCUAGUUUAUGAUGGGUUAGUCCAGGAGUAGAUAUAGGUCAAGAUCUGGUUUAGGGUGACUCCAGAUCAUUUUCCAAGCUUUGAUUGGUUUAGUUCUGGUACAGACAUGGGUGCCCUUUCACCCAUUGACAAUAAUGCAUUUUAAGGCUACGUCCACAUGACAACGCUACUGGAUUUUUGGUGGGUUGAAAAAAAAAAAAAACGUGUCCACACACCUGUUAGAUCAAUAAAUAUUCACGUCCAGACGACAACGGAGCACUGAGUGAAAACGAUGUAAUACAUCUGUCACACCUGUAUGUGGUGCUGUAAACAAUGAUAUUUAAUAAUAUAUUAUUAUAAUAUAUUAUAUUAUAAAUAAUAUAAUAUUUAAUAAUGCAGAUCUCAUCACCAUUUUUUUUUUUUUUUUUUAAGGUAAUUUAGCCUAUUUUAGAUAUAUCCCAUAAAUAUAGCCAUUUUGUUUUGCAAAAGCUAAACAUAAGUUUUCGUUUUUAGCCAUAAGAUUUGGAUGAGAAUUAUUAGAAUAACUUGGUCUCAAAAUCCAACAGUUUAAUUACUUGUGUGUAAUCUUUGUUAUUAAUCCGUGUGUGUGAUUUGUGGUGCAUGUUGUUCGCUUUAGCCCUAACAGCGUGUCUCGGUUGCUGGGUGACAGGAGCGGCUUUGUAGGCUACACCUGUCCCAUUUUGGCAACGGUCUUGUGGUCCGCGCGGGCUAGUUUGAGGGCUCCAAUGGGGUUGUGACAAAGGCCAAAACGAAUACAAACUUCUCCGUUUCAACCAAAAAAUGUUGUCAUGUGGACAGGCCCUAAGUCUAUUGUAGUCCUCGCCUUGGAAUUAAAAGAGCAAUAUGUAACAUUUAUGCUGGAAGAUCUGUCACCUGAUUGUCUUUAUCUAGGAUGUUCCACUGGCAUUGGCAUAUCUAACUCCAUGGACACGAGGCAAGUGAUGUCAUCGGACAAAGUUACAAGUCCGAUGUGUAGAGAGAUGUUUUGAAGUUAUUAUUUUUGCAAUAAAACAUGCAAAGAAGA
Molecule: messenger RNA, 3153 nt
Organism: Boleophthalmus pectinirostris (great blue-spotted mudskipper)
Lineage: Eukaryota; Metazoa; Chordata; Actinopteri; Gobiiformes; Gobiidae
Gene: meis3
Product: myeloid ecotropic viral integration site 3
Exons: 13
Coding region: 520-1779 (419 amino acids)
Biological process (GO): eye development; embryonic pattern specification; brain development
Molecular function (GO): RNA polymerase II cis-regulatory region sequence-specific DNA binding; DNA-binding transcription activator activity, RNA polymerase II-specific
Source: RefSeq, a predicted model, not a curated record